AGACGGCACCAGAGGUGAGGGGGCACAGUGACCGAGGUGGCCGGGCCGGGCCCCCUCAGGCCCCCCCGUGGCGCCGACGCUGUUAGCCUAAGAUAUCUAAGUCCACUAAAGGAGGGAGAUAAUUUCCCCAUCUGGCAUCUAAACUCUGGAAUAGUCUUCCUGCUAAUGUCGGGGGCUCAAACACACUCUCUCUGUUUAAAUCUAGAUAUCUCUUCAGCCAAGCAUUCGCAUAAUGAAUCUCAAUCUCACCCUUGUUCCCAUAGAUCAGAUAAAAGUCACAAACAUAUUUUUUGCUUGAAACGUUAUGAACAGCAGCUAUGCUAAUACUUUUCUAUCUGCCUUUCUGUUCCUACCCCGGGAUACCCAUCUCGAGGUAUAAAUUACGCCUGCUCCAGCGUGGAUCCAGCCUCAUUGAAAGACUUCAGAUGAUCCAACGCCUUUGAAGAGAUGAUGCUGACCCCAGCGAGGACCCCCGAUGACGCCAACUUGAAUUGACAAGCACAGAUGCCAAAAUCUCUAUAUUGAGGAAGCAGGAGUUGACCUGCCCCAGCCGUUGCCCUCUGGGCCCAGUGCCUUUAUCCAAAUUGAAGAGAUUCUAGAAGAAGGGGCAGCACAGGAGGUGAUGUCAGAGGCUCUGUUGUCAGAAGGACGUGUAGACCAUAUCAACAUGAUGAUGGGGCUACAUCCCACCUACCUGACCUGCUUCCUGCGAACACAGAAUGCUUUGCUCCAGCUGGAUGGCCCUCUGCCUCUGUCAUGGAGACAUUUUAUUAUCAUAUUGGCGUCUGCACGUCACCAGUGCUCGUACCUAGUGCAGCAUCACAGCUCUGCUUUUCUGCUUGCUGGCGGAGAUGAGUCCUGGCUUAGAGGACUUCACUGUGCACCACCCAAAAUACAGCACCUAAAGACGCUCAACAAACUGCUUGCACACAGACCCUGGAUCAUCACCCAGAAACAUAUACAGGAGUUAGUUUGUCCGGGUGCAGAGGCUCGGUGGUCCCUGGCAGAACUGAUUCAGGCUAUUGUUUUGAUGAGCCAUGCCCACUCUCUAGCCUCAUUUGUUUGGGGUUGUGGUAUUCUCCCAGAGCCCGAGCAGUCAGGAGAUCAGUCGCUCCAACUGGGUUCACCCACAGAGUCCUGUUCUGCCCGAGACAAGAGCAGAAAUCAGCAAGAGUGGUCUGAGGCUGUGAACGAGGUUAAGCUUUUGAUGGAGAAGAUGAUGAUGGUUCAGCAGCAAGGUGAAGAGUUUACACAAGAAGAGAUGGUUACUCGCUUUGAAAGAGAAAGGACUGAGAGUUUGCUGGAACCUGCUGAUGUUCAGCGGUGUGUCCUUCCUGAUUGUUUCUCGCGGUUUGUUGUGGAUGCAGAUUUUACUUACCAGGAUUUUAGUCCUAGAGGAAUGCAGGCCCCCCCAACCAUGAGAGCUCAGGACUAUUCGUGGGAAGAUCACGGUUUCUCUCUUAUGAACAGGCUGUAUGGAGAGAUGGCACAGCUUCUGGAUGAGAAAUUUCAGGUGGUGUGUGCGCUCACGUAUCACACCAUGGCCAUGCACUCACAUGUGGACACCUCCACACUCCGCAAAGCCAUCUGGAACUACAUUCACUGCAUCUACGGCAUCAGGUAUGAUGAUUAUAAUUAUGGGGAUGUCAACCAGCUGUUGGAACGCAGUUUAAAAGUGUACGUUAAGACAGUGGCUUGUCACCCGGAGAAAACCACAACAAGAAUGUACUUCUCUUUUUGGAGGCAGUUCCGCCACUCGGAAAAGGUCCAUGUGAACCUGUUACUGAUGGAGGCACGACUGCAUGCAGCUUUACUUUAUGCUCUCAGAGCAAUUACACGCUACAUGACCUAAUAUGCGCACAAGAGCUUUAAAACGGGAUGACCUGUAUACACUAUUAUACUCUGAUUGUAGCGUGUGUUGAGACACAAAUUGCACACAAUCACACUCUAAAAGUGCAAAGUCUCAAGAGCAAUUUAGUUUCAUUUUCUCUUUUCUUUGCAAUAUUUUAGGCUUAUGUGGGCUGGUUGAUCAGCUGCUACUGGAUCAUGAUUGGAUUUGGGAGACAGCGAAUUUUGCACAUGUCCUAUGAGUAAAUUUGCUCGUUGUGGUCUUUCUCUUAUCAUACUGUGAAUGUGUCUUUGCCCUGCUGCAGUAUUCUGUUCUGUUUGUUUGUGCAUUUUGAUGAAUGUUUAUAUUCACUAAGAUAUUGACAAUGUUUAUAUUGACACUAAGAACUCUACAUUGCCUAUUUCUCUCUCAGAUUGAGAGCUGAGUUAAUGUGGGCUAAAAUGGAUGAAAAAGCACAUUUGGUUGUUUUUUGUGCAUUUUUAUGUAUAAUAAAAUAUUUUACUAUGACAUUACUAUUUUAUUUGUUUGUAUGUAAUGUCCACAAGGCAAAUUCCACAAAUGCACUUUUGCCACAUGUCCCAUGAUUUUUUUAAGCAAUAAAGGCAUGUUUUUGUUAGCCCCCAAA
Sinocyclocheilus anshuiensis is the source of this 2474-nucleotide messenger RNA. Its product is annotated as sestrin-2-like. Gene Ontology annotation, cellular component: nucleus. The coding region runs from base 623 to 1852 and encodes 409 amino acids. Lineage: Eukaryota; Metazoa; Chordata; Actinopteri; Cypriniformes; Cyprinidae. Gene Ontology annotation, biological process: negative regulation of TORC1 signaling; regulation of response to reactive oxygen species; cellular response to L-leucine. The record is from RefSeq and is a predicted model, not a curated record. Gene Ontology annotation, molecular function: L-leucine binding; oxidoreductase activity, acting on peroxide as acceptor. The transcript has 10 exons.